AUGCUCCCGCCUCCCGUCACCGCAGACAUCCAAAAAUACAAGUCUCACCUUGACGAUUUCCUUUCGAAAAAGUAUGUCGACCAGUCUCUCCUCCUAGGCUUCAACGCCGUGGUCCAAUCCAAGUUUUCCCAGUGGAUCCAGGACGACGUGGCUCGGUACCACGAGAAACAGCACUCUGGCGCUACUCCGCAAAACCAGGAUGCUGAGUUUGCGCUGGUUGAGCUUUUGGAGAUACUAUGGGGUAAGUUUUUGCACCCCAUCGUGAAGUUCUACCAACGCCAGCAUGCCGAUUUGUACUUGCAGUCGGCAGAUACACUCAAGGACAAGAAAAAGGGGAACUUCAAGAUUGUGGAAAUGAGAAAGUUGAACGAGACCUUCACCAAGUUCGUCAAGUCUUCCACUGCAGCAUACAGAUCCAUUCUCCAGCAUAUGAUGGCAACGUACGAAAAUCCGUUAUUGCCGAAAAACUACCUCGCCGAUUUAGACAUUGCCACAGGCGCAGGCAAAAAGUGCACGAAUUCCGAUUUUAAUGCAAACCUUACCUUCAUCCUCUACCACUGUUUGUUGGGAUUGGGUAAUUUGAAUAGACACUCUGCCACCAUCACGGUCACAUAUGUUGAUCCUUGCAAGUCAGUGAACGCCUACUACAGACACUUGAAACAGCAGGACAAAAACGCCAAUUCUCUCAAGCAUUACGAGCCUGCGUUGCAGUGCUACCAUAAGUGCAUUGGUUUGCUUCCAGCGCUCAAUGAGCCUUACAACCAUAUUGGUGUUAUUUAUAAUAGCGCCAAUGCCAAGUUUGAUGCAACUUUGUGGUUUUUGCGCUCUCAGUUUACCAGAAUACCGAACUACGUUGUUGGUAAGGUGAACCUUGCAACGAUAUUCAAGAAGCAGUGGCUCGAAGGAGCCUAUACUUCCAUUAAGCUGAAACACCCUCGUCAAAUGAACGAGGAGGAUAUCAACAUCUGGCUUCUACGUAUUUUGGCCCAGAUCUUCUUUUCUUCUUUUUAUAAACGCCCUCUUAAUGUUGAAACAGCAGAGAAGGAGAUCAUCGGGGUGUUGUUCUGCAACCCUGAAACUACUCAGUUUGUCAAAAACCCUGAAUUCAUCAAGGAGCAUUUGACCGUGUUGAUCUGCUUCUUCUGCUGGGCGGAGGCCGAGAACAGCCAAUCUGCUAAGAAAAAGAUUGGUUACUUCUUCGUCAACUACCUUAAUGCUUAUCUCAGAGACGUUGCGGAAUUGAAGUUCAACAAGGACGUUCACCUCCCGAACUUGCGUUUCAUCUUGGCUUUCCUCAGAAAACAAACAGGGCUUCUCAGCUACGAUCGUGGGGAAUUGAACCAUUCUGUUGCAAAAGCCGUGAAUGCUAUCGUUCUCAACGAUCUGGAAAAGCAAGCCCACAGGCUCGCUAUUCUCUCAGAUGCCUAUCUUGCUCAGGACCUUCCGACUCGUACGCACUACUUUGCUGAAGAUGUCAACUUCAAGGACUUUGGCCCAAUUGGCUUCCAGUUCAAGGACUUCCAGGACACGAGAUUGUUUUCCAGUGACUAUGUCGGACCACUUUUUGGUGGUGAGUAUUUUAGCAAAGCCCAGGGCAUUCCCUUGUUUUUGGACAACUACGCUGUCCAGCAGAUUGACAAGGAGUUCGAGCUCAACAGCGAAAAUCUCGAUACUGAGAGCAAGAGAAAGCUCAAGGCUGAGCUCAUUGCACAGGCAUCCGAAUCGCUUGAAAACGAUAUGAGGUUCUGCGCUAUUGCCAAGCAGGUCAGCAACAAUUUUAACGAUUUAACCCUCGAUGAAUACUCCCAUUUGCUCCAGGUCAAGGUGGAGGUUUCGGCCACGCCAAAUGUGAAGGGUAUCAAGAAGAAGUCUCCCAAGCCAAAGACUGAUAAGAAGGCAGAGAAGAAGAAGGAUUAUGCUUCGAUCAUCAGAGAGGGUCCCAAGAAGCCAGAGGAAGCUAAGAAGGUGCCCAAGAAGCCAGUUGAAGAGGAUAACGAAGUGCAAGUCGCCAACCUGUCUACCGAAAUUUCCACCUCCAAUGUGGCUCCUUCUUCCAUUGAAGAAAUUGAGCUGAUGAUCGCAGGCCAUGCCCAGUCGUUCAGACAGCAAAAUGGUUCCGGUGGAAUUGACACCGAAGCGGGUCUUUCUGAUAUGGUCAACUCCAUCAUCAACGAUACCUACCAGGACAAGUCCAACGAUGUGGUGAUCCCUGAUUCUCAGGACAGCCUGGGUGCUCUCAGAACGUCAACCCAGGAGCCUGUGGAUGCCACACACCAGAUCCAGGCUGCUUCUACCCAACAGGGAUUUUCUCAACCAUUGCCUCAAGGAAGUCCACAGGUCCAGGGCCACGAGUUCCUGAUGAAUCAGCCUAUGAUGCCGCCAAUGGGACAGACUCCACAAUUAGGCUACUCCAUGGCACAGAGCCAGUUUCUUCAAGGGCCAGCCCAGCCUUUUGGAUACCCACAGGGCUACGGAAUGCCCGUUUAUCCUGGAAUGGCGCCACCUCCACCUCCACAAGCUACGCAGAUGCCAGGUUCAUCCCAGGUUCCUGAUUUCCAGCAAUACGCCAGUAUCUACGGUCAGCCGCCGGGAGGAUUUGGAAUGUACGGACCACAGGGUCCUUGGAACCGCCAGGCACCAUGGAACUACUACGGCGGCAGUUCCCAGAGCAGCCAGAACUUUGGGUCUAGCCAGUAA
Messenger RNA from Candidozyma duobushaemuli, 2697 nucleotides. RefSeq names its product Est1p (gene EST1). Gene Ontology annotation, molecular function: protein binding. NCBI's taxonomy places the organism in Eukaryota, Fungi, Ascomycota, Pichiomycetes, Serinales, Metschnikowiaceae. The coding region runs from base 1 to 2697 and encodes 898 amino acids. The transcript has a single exon. The record is from RefSeq and is a predicted model, not a curated record.